Molecule: messenger RNA, 1259 nt
Organism: Onychostoma macrolepis
Lineage: Eukaryota; Metazoa; Chordata; Actinopteri; Cypriniformes; Cyprinidae
Exons: 2
Coding region: 466-1218 (250 amino acids)
Source: RefSeq, a predicted model, not a curated record
ACAGGCAUCUUCCCCACUGCGUUCAAGCAGGCUCGGGUAACCCCACUGCUCAAAAAACCUACAUUAAACACUUCUCUUAUAGAAAACUAUAGACCUGUCUCUCUCCUUCCAUUCAUAGCGAAAACACUUGAACGUGUUGUCUUCAACCAGGUCUCAUUGUUUCUUUCACAGAACAACAAACUGGACGCUAAACAGUCAGGUUUCAGGAGUGGCCAUUCAACUGAGACUGCACUUCUCUCGGUCACUGAAGCCCUGCGAAUUGCAAAAGCCCAUUCCAAAUCAUCAGUCCUCAUUCUGCUGGAUCUAUCUGCCGCGUUUGACACUGUCAAUCAUCAAAUACUCCUCUCCACUCUCUCAUCACUUGGGAUCGCUGGAAUUCCACUUCGCUGGUUUGAAUCCUAUCUCACUGAUGAUCCAACGGUAGCUGCAAGGAUCUCAGGUUGCCUGGCGGACAUCUCGGCAUGGAUGAAAGAACAUCACCUCCAGCUCAACCUGGCAAAGACUGAGCUUCUUGUCUUCCCUGCUGCUCCAACUCUACAGCAUAACAUCACGAUCCAGUUAGGUUCAUCAACAAUUACCCCAUCAACUUCGGUCAGAAAUCUUGGUGUAAUCUUUGAUGACCAGCUGACCUUCAAAGACCACAUUGCAAAGACUGCUCGAUCUUGCAGGUUUGCACUACACAACAUCAGAAAGAUCAGGCCCUUUCUGACGGAGCAUGCUGCACAACUUCUUGUCCAGGCCCUUGUCAUUUCUAGGCUGGACUACUGCAAUGCUCUUCUGGCUGGACUUCCAUCAAACACAGUCAAACCUCUACAAAUGAUUCAGAAUGCGGCGGCACGACUGGUCUUCAAGGAACCCAAAAGAGCCCAUGUUACACCUCUCUUUAUCUCAUUGCAUUGGCUACCAAUCGCAGCUCGCAUCAAGUUCAAGACACUGAUGCUUGCUCAUAGAACAACCACAGGCUCAGCACCCGCCUACAUGCACUCACUAUUAAGAAUCUACAUCCCCUCCAGAAGUCUGAGAUCUGCUAGUGAGCGACGCCUCGUGGUACCAUCACAAAGAGGCUCAAAAUCACUCUCCAGAACAUUCUUGUUCACCAUUCAUGGCUGGUGGAAUGAUCUUCCCACCCAUAUUCGGAGUACUGGAUCCCUGUCAAUCUUCAAGCAACAGCUGAAAACUCAUCUCUUUCGACACUACUUGACUUCAACCUACACAUAAAAAAAAAAAAAAACUCUUUCUCCUUAUUUAUUCCUUCCCUU